GUGGAGUGCCAGGUGUGGAGGGCACAGGUGUGGUGCUGGCGGAGGGGCGGCCCUGCAGGUGUCUCAUUGACUGGUGACGGGGAUGCGAUUGACCUCCGGCCGCGCAGUCACCGUUGCUUCACGAGGCCAGCCUCUCUACUACGGCGGCGGCUCGCACCAGGGGAGCUGUGUGACCUGCCGCAGGGGGUGUUUGCCCCCGUGGGCCGUGCCUGGGGAGUGCCUAGUGCUUCGUGGAGUGUGUGUUGUCAUCAUAGUUGACGGAAAUGCUAUUGAUCAGAAGAAAGGAAGUUAUCGGGUAAGACAGGUGAGAUCAAUAGGGCCGCGCCAUGUGCUCGCCCCACGUGGGUUUGUAUACGUUCCGGCCCGCAGGAGAGGUGGCCGGCGGCCCAGGUGCUCCUCGGGGCCCCGCGGGGAGUGUGGCUACCGGGGGCGUCUCUCGCCGCUGCGCCGCUCCCUGCCAUCUAAACACGCCGUAGGUCCAACAAUGGCAGCCCCCAACGCCACUGGAAUAGUGCCUCUCAUUCCAGGCCUGGAACGGCCGGGCCGCGCGAUGCCGGCUGCAGCUUUGCGAGGCAGGGCGCUGUGGCGGUGUUUUCAGUGGUGCCGGUGCUGUGGGCGCCACGCGGGGCCCAGCAAGGUGCUGACUGCUUCGUCUAGUGCUCGUCUCAACCAUGAAUAACACAGCAAAAGCUGCUUUUUGUGCAUGUAAACAAAGAGUGCCUGGCCGAGCAUCCCCGGCCGAGCUGCGUACUGGGGUGCGCGAAGUGUAACCAUACAAACAUGGACGUCUGUGGAAGGGCAAGUCUCGUGAUUUUGUGAAAAUUUAGUGACUUCUCGCUUGGCCAGGGCUCCGAGGGUGCGACCAGGAUCGAGAUUAAGGUAUUGUUGUUAGUCUGGUGCAACCGCCGCGGUGCUGGAGGACGUGGCCACGCCGCUAUAGAGAGGAGAUGAGCGAGCCCGAGGCAGGCGAGGGGGCCGGGGCCGGGGGGGAGCGCGGCGAGAGUCCGGGGCUGGGCGGGUGCGGGGCUGCGGGUCCUCCAGCUGCUGACUCGCCCGCCGCCACCACGGCUGUCGCUGCCUCGCCACUCUGCUCAUCACCACCGUCCCCAGCCCCAGAGCCCGACGACCCCUCGCCGACCCCCGAGCGCGCCUCAGUCGCGCGACACGUGCCCCCGCGCCCGGACCACCUCGCCCCCGCGCACCACCCGCCGCUCUCCCUCGCCACUCACCACCACAGCCCCGACCCCGACGAUCCCGACGACGACCCCGACCUGCAGCCGCGCAUCCUGCACACCCAGACGGUCGCCCUCCACCACCCGGAGGACGACUCGGAACUUUCGCCCUCGGCUCACGUGAACUACAAGGACGAGCCGCUCAGUGUUAGUGUUGUGCACGAGGACUCGCAGUUGGACUCCCAUGACUCAGGUCUGCUGAGUCCCAGUGAACUUUCUCCCCGCGAAGGUCAGGUUAGUGUGCCCAGCAUGAUCGACGCGUCGGACUUCAGAUCCCUCCAGCCGGAGCCCAUCUACCAGAACUUGUCGUCGAUGAACGGCCGCAUGUCGCCGCCGGGGUUCUCGCCGUCGUCGGCCAGCAGCUACGCCACGCUGACGCCGCUGCAGCCGCUGCCGCCCAUCAGCACGGUGUCGGACAAGUUUGCGUAUGGCCACGCGGGCAACGUGUCGGGCAGCUUCACGGUGAUGCAGAACAACGGCCUGGGCAACAUGCUGUCCAUGGGCUCGCCUUACCAGUACGACAAGCUGUCCAUGUCCCCGCCGCACUACACCACCAACAACAGCCUGGGCCUCAACCUGGGCCACCAACACUCGCCCCUGUCGCCACACUCCUACCAGAAUGGCCUGGCGUCCCCACAGAAGUCCCUCAGCCCCAACGGCUACGACUCCCCCUACACCAGGCAGGACAUGAGCCGCACCACGCUGGCGGCGCCACAGUCCCCAACACUGUCGCCGCCCGUGUCCCCUUCACUCGCCGCCUCAAGCUUUGCCACCCUCAACAUGAACGGCCUGUCCGGGGGCAGCGGGCUGGGCUCCCUCUCCCCGCAGGCAGUGUCUCCCCACAGUCCCAACUACAGCCCGCACCACCAGCUGCAAGUGCCGCCGUCACCGCCGCCCAUCAAGCAGGAGCCCGCCGUGCACAGCGCGAGUCUGGGCUGCCAGCUGGCCAACAUGACGCCGACCAUGCCGACCACCAUCUCCCAGAGUCCACCACACGCCCACAUGGCCGUCACCAUGGCCCAGCAGGCCAUGGUUCCUGCGGCCCCCAUGUCGGUGGCCACGGCCUCGGUGGGCGGCCCCCAAGUGCCCAUGAAGACAUCACAAAUGGCAACCACGAGCGCGGGCAGCGUGGGCGCGGGAGCGGGCGAGGUGGAAGAAAUCAACACCAAAGAACUGGCGCAGCGAAUCUCUGCCGAACUGAAGCGGUACUCGAUCCCGCAGGCCAUCUUCGCCCAGCGUGUCCUGUGUCGGUCUCAGGGCACGCUGUCCGACCUGCUCAGGAACCCCAAGCCCUGGUCCAAGCUCAAAUCUGGCCGCGAGACCUUCAGACGCAUGUGGAAGUGGCUGCAGGAACCAGAAUUCCAGCGGAUGUCAGCCCUCAGAUUAGCAGCAUCGAUGGUCACAGGUACGUCAUCAGUGGCCCAGGAGGCGCCGCUCGCUACCCCAGCCCAGUGUCGCCAGAAUUACGGUGGGUACGGCUAUGGAGGCGAAGCAAACCGGCCAGCUGGUGGAGAUUCAGCAUACUACCAAGCCUGCAAAAGGAAAGAGGAGCAGCAAAACCACCCCCGACCAGCAGCCUGCGCCCAAGAAGCCACGUUCUGGUUUUCCACGGACUUACAGCGUCGUACACUGCAAGCUAUUUUUAAGGAGACGAAGCGGCCCAGCAAGGAGAUGCAGGUGACCAUCGCGCGGCAGCUUGGCCUGGAGCCCUCCACCGUGGGGAACUUCUUCAUGAACGCUCGCCGCCGCUCCAUGGACAAGUGGAAGGACGACAACGAGAGCGGGUCAAAGAUGUGCGGGCUGGCCCCGGGGGGCACGAUGGUCCACGUGGCCCAGGUGCCCCAGGUGAGCAACCAGACCAAUACCAUGGCGGGCCACUGCCUGGACGAACACGACUUGUGACAGGCUACACCGCAGCCCCUGGUCUACCUGGCGCCGCAAUAGCCGCGCAGCCCACGCCCAUCAGCAACUGCUACGGGACAGGCGCCCGCGGGCACCCUCAGCAAUAGCGCGACCCCCGAGGGUCCGCCCUCCGGGCCCGCCCCCGGCACCCGCCUCGCCCCGCCCGCACAGUACAAGCAAGCAGCCCGUCAGGGGCGCGGUGGUGGUGGCCCGCACGCCCACACACACCACAGGUCACUUCAGGUCACAGCAGACGAUGCUCGGUCAGGGCGGGAAGGUUCCAGCCAACAAUGAUCUCAGCACAUUCCGCAUCGGUCACUAGUCACGCCAAGAUGGAUUUGUCAUAGUUAUAAGUUUACCCUCAUAUUAGUAUAGAGCAAUUUGAUGUUGAUUAUUUAUUUUUAUGUAUUUAUUGUGUAAGUCACCAAGUAACUCAGUUUUGUAAGUGAAGCCUCAGUCACGGGGCGCCGCUGCGGGAAGCGGGCGGCGCCCCCCACGAGUCUAGUCACACUCUAUUCCGUUUCGUCGAGGUCCCGCGGGGCCGCCCAGUCAUCGGUUACCACUCCUAGUCAGGGUUCUGCCAUUCCAACCAAUCAAAGCUCACAUCUGCUAGUCAAGGUGAAUUCGUAAACAUUCCAAAACUUUGCCAAAGAAUGGAAACAAAUUGUACUUAAAGAGUAUUUUGUGAAGCUGUGCUAAAAUUUACACAUGUACUUAAUUUAGUGUUGCUAAUUUAUUGAUAAUUUAUUUUACCAUGUUUAUGUAAUAAGUUUGUUAUACUAUAUUUUUAUAUUAGGGAAGAGUGGAGGCGGCUGGGGGCGGGGCGAGGCGGGGCGGGGUGCCCGGCGCGCCCCGUCCCGCCCCGCCCGCCCCGCCGCUGUAGUGUUUUGUGUUCAGUGUCUGGCCGGGGCGACGCUGCCUUAACUAACUCAAUUACCAUUUUUGUGUUGUCGCUUCAUGUGAUGAGUUGGGUAUGUGACGCCGGCGGCUCGGCGCUAACAAGAUUGAGAUGAAAAUUUAUGUUAAUCUGCAGCGCCGCACCACCCAGUCAGUCAAUCAGUGAGUGUGGGCGGGCCGCCCUGCCCCUCCCAGGCUGGGGGACGCCUCUACCAAAUAUUAUUUUUUUGUUGUAUUUUUGUUGAUGUACUUAAGACUUAACCGUUCCAUUAUGCGGCGCGGCCCGGCGCGGCGCGGGGCACAGGUGUCGCCGCCGCCGCCACACUCACGCUGCUUUCUACUUCUUAAAAAUUCCGUUUCGACCCGUAACCCCAAAAGUAAACAGCGCCUCAGUGCGCGCCCUCCCGCGCGGGGCUGGGAAGGAGGCCUCGCGCCCCCCGCCGGAACCCGUGCCUCGUGCAGGGACUUCUCCUCCUCCCCCCAGGUCUGGCACGGCAGCAGCUGGCUGGCCCGGUCCCGCCACGCCCCGAGGCCCCGCCACCCGGCCUCCCCGUGUAGUGGAGUUUGUUUGCCCUUCAUUGUUUGGGUGCUUUGCACACUGUUAUGAUUGUUUGUAAGUCAUGAGCAACUGAUCGCGGAGUCAGCACGGCGCUGCCGCCUGACGGGCGCCGCCCCGGAGCCAGCAGCCGCCGCCGCCACACCCGAGGGACGAAUCAAAACACUGCUGGAGCCACUCGGUGGACCUUCACAAACAAGGCACCACGCCACCGCUGUGGUCAGUUCCGCUGCUGCUGUCGUUUCUACACAAAAUUUCAAACAUUUCCCAACACUCCUUCACCUGGACGCGUCCCUCGGGGGCAGGGGGCCCGGAGCGGCGCCCCGGACCCCCUGCCCCCGUCCCUCCCUGUCCCACAAGUACGCAUGACGGACUUCCUGUUACGUCACUAAGCAAAGGCGAAUAUAUGCAUUCUUUUACACUUUUAUAUAGAGACUAAUCUUUGUGGUAGGUUCCUUCUGUGGCAGCAUGUAAACAAGUGACCUACGCUGUAAACAUUGAAAAAAAAAAGGUGGUACCAUUUUACAAUUAAGGCAUUUCUGUCUCGUUUCUACUUAAUCUCUGUUAGACUCAGUGUCUUGAGUUCGUUCAAAACCGUCAUGGUGGUUUAGUACAAGAAUUUGGGCGAGUCGACCAGACACUGUACAGCUUUGUGAAUAGCUUAGUUUUUUUAGCGCGU
Molecule: messenger RNA, 5266 nt
Organism: Scylla paramamosain (green mud crab)
Lineage: Eukaryota; Metazoa; Arthropoda; Malacostraca; Decapoda; Portunidae
Product: homeobox protein onecut-like
Exons: 7
Coding region: 948-3134 (728 amino acids)
Biological process (GO): regulation of transcription by RNA polymerase II
Cellular component (GO): nucleus
Molecular function (GO): RNA polymerase II cis-regulatory region sequence-specific DNA binding; DNA-binding transcription factor activity, RNA polymerase II-specific
Source: RefSeq, a predicted model, not a curated record